AUGUCAAUACUACUUCUAAAGAAUUUUCUGAACCAAUCAACAAGGGGAUUGAGAUGCUUCUCUACAAGCCAAUCAAAAUUCAAUUUUGCAGAAGCUAAAUAUUGGACAUCAAAGGUGGAACCUAUCGAGGAGGAAGCCAAGAAGCAAUUAAUUGGAGUGAGAAAUUCGGGAAUCAUUCAUGGACACAUUGCUGUCAUGCCCGAUGUUCACAUGGGCAAAGGUUGUACAGUGGGCACAGUUAUUCCCACAAAAACAGCCCUUAUUCCUGCAGCAGUUGGAGUGGACAUUGGAUGUGGAAUGUGUGCAGUCAAGACAAGUUUAAAGGCCACUGAUUUGAAAUCGCUCGCAAGUAUCAGAAAUAGCAUUGAGAAGGUCAUCCCAGUCGGAUUUGGAAAACAUGAAAAGGGAAAUAUGCCAAAUUCUGUUGUUGACCUUUGGGAUACUCAACUACACAAUGGUUUUGAAAGAAUAUUAAACUUUAAAGAUAUCAAGCAAUCCUAUAGAGAUAGCAUUGAAGAAUCAAAUCAUAUUAACCACUUGGGAACCUUGGGAGGAGGAAAUCAUUUUAUAGAAAUUUGCCUCGAUGAAACAGACCAGGUUUGGAUUAUGUUACAUUCUGGAUCAAGAGGCGUUGGAAAUAUGAUUGGACGUGUGUUUAUUGAUCUGGCAAAGGAAGAUAUGUUAAAAACAUAUGGUUACCUGCCAAAUGGAAAUCAAGAUUUGGCCUAUCUCACUAAGGGAACUAACUAUUUUGAUGAAUAUUGGUUUGCAUUAAAUUGGGCGUCUGACUUUGCAAAAUUCAAUAGAAAAAUAAUGAUGGAGGAAGUGAUUAAAUCUUUGAGAAGAGGAGGACAAGUGGCAGAUCCAAAUUUCAAAGCAGAUCUCGUAGCAGUCAAUUGUCACCAUAACUAUGCUCAAUUAGAAAAUCACUUUGGAGAAGAUUUGUACAUUACACGUAAGGGAGCUGUAUCUGCAAAAAAGGGCGAGUUGGGAAUUAUUCCAGGUUCAAUGGGAAAGAAAUCUUAUAUAGUUAUUGGAAAGGGCAAUGCAGACAGCUAUUGUUCAUGUUCACAUGGAGCUGGAAGAAAACUAUCACGAGGACAAGCCAAAAAGACCUUCACCGUUCAAGAUUUAAGGGCACAAACCAAAGAUGUCGAAUGUAGAAAGGACGAAGGAGUUCUAGACGAAAUACCAGAAGCUUACAAGGAUAUUGAUGCAGUGAUGGAAAGUCAAAAGGAUCUUGUAGAUAUUUUGUAUACCCUUAAACAAAUUGUUUGUGUGAAGGGUUAA
Naegleria gruberi is the source of this 1290-nucleotide messenger RNA. RefSeq lists its product as uncharacterized. The coding region runs from base 1 to 1290 and encodes 429 amino acids. Gene Ontology annotation, molecular function: DNA ligase activity; manganese ion binding; RNA ligase activity. The record is from RefSeq and is a predicted model, not a curated record. Gene Ontology annotation, biological process: DNA repair; RNA repair; RNA processing. NCBI's taxonomy places the organism in Eukaryota, Heterolobosea, Eutetramitea, Acrasida, Naegleriidae. The transcript has 2 exons.